This is a messenger RNA of Salarias fasciatus (jewelled blenny), 1217 nucleotides long. RefSeq names its product dexamethasone-induced Ras-related protein 1-like. Gene Ontology annotation, molecular function: G-protein beta-subunit binding; GTPase activity; GTP binding. The record is from RefSeq and is a predicted model, not a curated record. The coding region runs from base 97 to 891 and encodes 264 amino acids. Gene Ontology annotation, biological process: signal transduction. Lineage: Eukaryota; Metazoa; Chordata; Actinopteri; Blenniiformes; Blenniidae. The transcript has 2 exons.
CCGGACUCAGACAGGGAGCGAGGUCAGACCCUCCGCAUCACUGGACGGACUUAAAUCCACCGCGCCGUCUCCUUGCCGGGUGCAUCCGCCGUGAUUAUGAUCAAGAAGAUGUCUCCUUCGGAGAACGAGUUUGACAUUCCGGCCAAGAACUGCCACCGGAUGGUGAUUCUGGGCUCCACCAAAGUUGGGAAGACCGCCGUCAUCUCUCGUUUUUUGAACGGGAGGUUUGACGACCAGUACACGCCAACUAUCGAAGACUUCCACAGGAAAUUCUACAGCAUCAGGGGGGACGUUUACCAGCUGGACAUCCUGGACACAUCUGGAAAUCACCCCUUCCCUGCGAUGAGGAGGCUUUCAAUUCUCACUGGCGAUGUGUUCAUCUUGGUGUUCAGCCUGGACAGCAGAGACUCCUUCCAGGAGGUGCAGCGCCUGAAGCGCCAGAUCUACGAGACCAAGUCCUGCCUGCGGAACAAAACCAAGGAAAACGUGGACGUCCCGCUCGUCAUCUGCGGCAACAAGUGCGACCGGGACUUUUACCGCGAGGUGCAGGAGGAAGAAAUCGAGCAGCUGGUCGGCGGGGACGAGCAUUGCGCGUACUUUGAAAUCUCCGCCAAAAAGAACACCAACGUGGACCAGAUGUUCCAGACUCUCUUCACCAUGGCCAAGCUGCCGAACGAAAUGAGCCCCGACCGGCACUGCAAAGUUUCCCUGCAGUACUGCGACGUGCUCCACAGAAAGUCCUUCAGAGGCAAGAAGUGCAAGGACGGGGCCGCGUACGGAGUGGUGGCGCCGUUCGCGCGGAGACCGAGCGUGCACAGUGACUUGAUGUACAUCAAGGAGAAAGCAGUCGGCGGCAGCCAGACCAAAGAGAAAGGCUGCAUCAUAUGCUGACACUGAAGAGUGAAAAAAAAAAAAAAAGACUUGCUCGGAUACUCACCAGCCUGCCUGCCUACAGGGAGCAUCAGUCUGUAAAGUUUAGACUGCAGAGCUGCGCCUCACUGAGACCAGAAGCUGCUCGGCCCUCAGGGGCGAAGCUUCCCCAGUCUGGUGCAGCAAGAGGCUCUGAGAGCAGCACUCAACUCAAGAAUGUUUACAUUUGUUUCGUUUUUUUUCCAAGAUGUCAUGGAACUUGAAUGUUUGUUGCAUUGCGAACAAAUUUAUCUCUACAUGUGUAUUUAUUAUGUUGAAGUCAUACUUUUUUUUCCAUAAGAUGAGAA